CGGAAUCUCUAAGGGAGAAGAGAAUCAAGAGAAUCUUAAAGGCAUUGGAUUGCGACGACGUCGACUUGCUGAAGCUCCUUUUAGUGGAAUCCACGGUCACGCUUGACGAUGCGUGCGCUCUUCACUACGUGGUGGCGUAUUGCAACCCUAAGGUCGUGAUGGAAGUGCUCGGGCUCCGUUUGGCCGACGUCAAUCUCUUUAAUCCUCGGGGGCACACCCCCCUCCACGUGGCCGCCAGGCGUAGGGACCCGGCGAUCAUCGUGGGACUACUGAAGCACGGAGCGUCCGUGGGGUACGGACAUGAUGUCGUUGCAACUUGUCGAAGGGUCACGCGUCCUAAGGAUUAUAACGAGCCUACGAAACAGGGGCAAGAAACGAACAACGGCCGGCUAUGCAUUGACGUGUUGGAGAGGGAGAUGAUGAGCCGGAAUCCGGCGGACGCGAGUUUGUUCCUUUCAUCAUCUGCUGUGGAUGAUGAACUGUUUAUGGGGCUUUACCUCCUUGAAAAUAGAGGUGCAGAAGAGAAAAAAACCUUCUUUCUUUGCGAGUAAAAUUUGCAGUAAAUAGUACCAAAGCAUUAAAUAUCGGAUUCGUGUGACAGUGGCAUUGGCAAGACAGUUAUUCCCUCGAGAGGCCAGACUAGCAAUGGAACAAGCAGAAGCAGGUUCAACCAUGGAGUUUGCCGGGCUUUCAUCAACAAAUGGGUACUGUGGAAAUCCGAGGGGCCGCGUGGGUUUCAACGAUUUGCCAUCUGAUCAAGUCAGGAGACUCAAGGAGCGCCAUGAAGCCCUGCAAAAGACUGGUAAUUUAUUAGAGUAUAUGAUAUUUCUUGUAU
Molecule: messenger RNA, 835 nt
Organism: Cuscuta campestris
Lineage: Eukaryota; Viridiplantae; Streptophyta; Magnoliopsida; Solanales; Convolvulaceae
Source: the annotation of a GenBank genome assembly